Entrophospora candida is the source of this 569-nucleotide messenger RNA. The record is from the annotation of a GenBank genome assembly. NCBI's taxonomy places the organism in Eukaryota, Fungi, Glomeromycota, Glomeromycetes, Entrophosporales, Entrophosporaceae.
GUUCUAAUGCGAUAAAAGCUUUGGAAAAUUUAAAAUUCAAAGAAACCAUACAAUGGGAGGAAUCACUAGAUUCUUUGGAUCCGGCCUCAAACGAUUUGCAUAAAUAUUAUUCAGCAAAACAAUGGGAGGCAGUUCAUGACCUAUUCCAAUCAUUAGGCUUUUCUGAUAUCGAUGAUACGAAAAUUCUCUCGGGUGAUGAUGUGUCAAAAGCGUUCGAACAAUCACGGGAAAAAAUUGUUAAAAUUCGACAAGACGCAUUAUUACUCUUUGGUUUUAAGUCCCGAGCUAAAGAGUUACCUGAUCUUAAUGCUACAAUAAAAUUCAUCAAUGCGGUAGUGGGUAAUUGGUGCGGUUAUGCUAUUAAGAGUAAACGAAAAAGAGAAGGACCUAAGGGUCAACAAGUAUGGAAACAAAUUUAUUGGAUUGACCACAAACCAUACAGUGAAACUGGUUUUAAUGAAGCGAGAGCUCCGAUUCUUCCACCAUAUAAACCAGAAUCAGUCAAUGAAAUUCAAGAACUCUUUGAUUCGAUACCUAUUACUGAUACUAACUCAAAAUUUACCGAUUAA